This is a messenger RNA of Brassica napus (rape), 2423 nucleotides long. Its product is annotated as receptor-like serine/threonine-protein kinase At2g45590. NCBI's taxonomy places the organism in Eukaryota, Viridiplantae, Streptophyta, Magnoliopsida, Brassicales, Brassicaceae. Gene Ontology annotation, biological process: protein phosphorylation. The record is from RefSeq and is a predicted model, not a curated record. Gene Ontology annotation, molecular function: ATP binding; protein kinase activity. Bases 79 to 2250 code for a protein of 723 amino acids. The transcript has a single exon.
CACCGUCACGCGCUUUUCCCCUUAUCACCUUCUUCUUCUAUGGAAUGAAUCCAAAACUUCUUCUCAAAUCUUCCCAAAAUGCCAUCACCCCCCUCUCCGCCGGUUCAUAACCGUUUCCAGACGCUUCCGGUUAUCCUAACCGGUUCCCUCGCCUUAACCGGAGCCUUACUCGUCCUCCUAACCAUCCUCCUCUACCGGAAACUCUCCCGUAACCGCACCGCUCCCUCGGAUGCCUCUCCUCAGCACUACCAAUGCCGCCGCUUCUCCUACUCCCAGCUCCGCCGCGCGACGAACUCCUUCUCCGACUCCUCCCAGCUCGGCCACGGCGGGUUCGGCACCGUCUACAAAGCCGAUCUCCCUAACGGAACCUCCCUCGCCGUCAAAGUCAUGGACUCCUCCGCCGGGGCCUUACAAGGCGAGCGCGAGUUUCACAACGAGCUCUCUCUCUCCUCUCACCUCACCGCCUCGCCCCACGUCGUCUCCCUCCUCGGAUUCUCCUCCGAUCGGCGUAACCGGAGGCUCGUGCUCGUCUACGAGCUCAUGCCUAACCGGAGCUUGCAGGAGGCGCUUCUUGGGGCUCUCAAGUGCGAGGAGCUUAUGGAUUGGAGGAAAAGGUUUGAGAUUGCGACGGAUGUAGCUAAGGGGAUUGAGUUUCUUCACCACCGGUGUGAUCCGCCGAUCAUUCACGGCGAUGUGAAGCCGAGUAAUGUUCUUCUGGAUUCCGAUUUCAAGGCAAAGAUAGGAGAUUUUGGUCUGGCGAGGGUAAAGUCUGAGUCUUUGGCUUUGGUGAGUGGUGGUGGGGACGAGACUAGGAUCCUUAUUGAGGAAGAUGAUGAUGACGGGAAGAGAAAGGAAGAUGAUAACGGGUCGAUUCUCGAGGAGUGUGAGAGUGUUAUUACUCUGUUCGAAGAGGGCAACGCCGUGAGUUUCUCGCCGGAGAAUGGGAUUGGAGCUUCUCCGGGGGUGGGAUCGGUGGUUUCGCCGGAGAAUUGUGGAAGUAGCGUUUUCACGGCGUCUCCGGGACCGGCAUUGAUACCCUCGCCGGAGAACUGUGCUGUAACGUCUCCGGCGACGGAGAAUGGUUGCGGAAGCAGCGUUUGCACGGCGUCUCCGGGAGGGGGAUUGAUACAGUCGCCGGAGAAUUGUGCUGUUAGCGUCUUGACGGCGUCUCCGGGAGCGCCAUUGAUACCCUCGCCGGAGAAUUGUGCUGUUAGCGUCUUGACGGCGUCUCCGGGACAGGCAUUGAUACCCUCGCCGGAGAACUGUGCUGUUACGUCUCCGGGAGGAGAAUCACCGGAGAAAAUGAGUGUGGAGAGUGGUGGGAAGCAAAAGGUGGGCUCGAGGAGAGAUUGGUGGUGGAAACAAGACAACAACGGUGGAAGCAGACGAGUGGUUGAGUCAGGGAGUGUGAAAGACUAUGUGAUGGAGUGGAUUGGGAGUGAGAUUAAGAAAGACAACAAGGAGUGGAUCAAAAACGGUGAUGGGUCAGCAUCGUCAUCAAUCUCUAAGAAGAAGAAGAAGAAGAGGAAGCCUAGAGAGUGGUGGAAGGAAGAGUUUUGCGAGGAGUUAACUCGAAAGAAGAGGAAGAAGAAAAAGAAAAGAGGGUUAAGCUCAAUCUCAAGCAUUGAAUCUUGGUUUCACAGAGACAAUGAUGAUGAACAGUCUCAUAAUCCUACCAAGAGGAAAAAGAGGAAUAGUAUAGACUGGUGGGUAGAUGGGUUAAGCGGAGAUUUAAAAUCAGUUAAAAAACAAAGUCAAGAUUCUGGUCUAUGGUGUGAUGUGAAUGUUCAGAAGAGCGGUGGAGUAAGCAGCACACCGAGCAUGAGAGGCACGGUGUGCUACAUUGCACCGGAAUGUGGUGGAGGUGUGUUGUCUGAGAAAUGCGAUGUCUACAGUUUCGGGGUUCUGCUCUUGGUUCUUGUCUCCGGGAGACGGCCGUUGCAGGUGACCGCGUCGCCUAUGUCGGAGUUCGAGAGGGCUAAUCUGAUAUCAUGGGCUAAGCAGUUGGCUUGUCAUGGUAACUUAUUGGAGUUGGUUGAUAAGUCUAUACAUUCUUUGGAGAAGGAGCAAGCGGUUCUUUGUGUUACUAUUGCGUUGCUUUGUCUGCAAAGAUCUCCGGUUAAGAGACCGACGAUGAAGGAGAUUGUUGAGAUGCUUACCGGCGCGUCUGAGCCACCGCAUUUGCCGUUUGAGUUCUCGCCGUCUCCGCCUAUGGGGUUUCCAUUUAAGUCAAGGAAGAAAGCACGGUGAAGAUGAGCCUCAAACAAGUGUAGAUUUGUCUGGUUCAAAAACACUAAACCAAUUGCUAGUUGUAGAAGCUGUUUAAUUCCAUAACAUUAGAUUCUUGCUAAUAGUGUUAUGAAGAUUAGUAUGUCAUUGCAAGACUAUUUCAACUACUAAUGCAGAAUCUAUUAUUCAGACCA